Molecule: messenger RNA, 860 nt
Organism: Cutaneotrichosporon oleaginosum
Lineage: Eukaryota; Fungi; Basidiomycota; Tremellomycetes; Trichosporonales; Trichosporonaceae
Source: RefSeq, a predicted model, not a curated record
CCUCUCCUUCGGUCACUCUGUUCUCCACUGGACCCCUCUCGCCACCAUGUCGUCACCCUUCAACCCCCUCGCAAACCUCCCAGUCCCCACCUCCCAAACGACAACACCCCACCCCCUCCUCCCAACUCUCACGCCAGCGCUCGCAUCCCCCGCUCCCCUCCCCUCACCAGGCCUCGGCGCCCUCGCCGGGCUGCCCGGCAUCUCGAGCCUGCCGGGGAUCAAGUCUCCGCGCGCAGCCACGCCGUGGGCGAGCAUCUCGGCCGCCGCCUCCGCGGGCGCAGGCACGCUGAGCGCACCCCCCGCCCCACCCCCCGGCUGGGUGCCAUUCGGCGCAGCGGGCGCGGGCGUCGGCGAAGCAGACGCAGAUAACGCCCGCCGCGCGCUAUCCGACGUCUCGCGUCUUCUUGAGCGCGCCGAGGUGCUGCGCGCCGAAAUGGGCGUGCUGGGACGAAGCGUAUUCGGCGCAGGCGGCGGCAUUGACGCCCUCCCAACUAUGCAGCUUGAAUACGCACAAACUCUGCUCGCACUCAUUUCCUUGGCGUCUGCGUAUCUCGUCGGCGCACUGCCCGUCCCCCUCUCUGCCGCGGCGGGGUACUCGCCGCCUCAAACUGAAGCGGAUGCCGCAGCACCACCCGUCCCUGCUCCCCCGGCGCCCACAGCAUCCACACCCGCACCCAACCACGCCCUGCCGACAACCACAGAACUCGCAGGCUGGACCGAGGGGCGGGCCCAAGCGCAGUUCGCGCGGCGCGAAGCCAUCCGCGGCGCAUCCCGCGCCAUGCUCGACGUCCUCAACACGCGAUAGACAUAGCAUUAUAGCAUGGUCCCAGUGAAUGUACAAUAACGAGUGUGUAUGCUCU